Exophiala oligosperma is the source of this 4998-nucleotide messenger RNA. RefSeq lists its product as uncharacterized. The record is from RefSeq and is a predicted model, not a curated record. The transcript has a single exon. Gene Ontology annotation, molecular function: protein binding. NCBI's taxonomy places the organism in Eukaryota, Fungi, Ascomycota, Eurotiomycetes, Chaetothyriales, Herpotrichiellaceae. Bases 1 to 4998 code for a protein of 1665 amino acids.
AUGUUACCUGCGAACGUCCAUAUACUAAACUUUUGGCAGGUCUCGAGGUUCCGCCGUCGUGAAAAGCUCUUUUCACAACUCUCCGCACAUGAGGAUCAAGAAAGAUUCGAGGGAGAUAGCCUGCGCAGCGGAAGUACUUCAAAAUGGUCGCAGAACUCCUCAAACACGGGCAAAGAUCACCUACUAGGAGCAGAACUCCCCUUUCGCAACGGUCGCUCUAAAGAUGUGGAGCCAAGAAAGAAAGAGCGCUCCCGCGAUCGCCGUUCAGAUCCGCUGGGAUUGACUGUCCUAUACGAGCCUGAAUCUUCUCCAUCCGUCGAUAUUGUCUUCGUACACGGGCUCGGUGGGACAAGUCGCUAUACCUGGUCCAAGAAUGGAGAAAGUGAAUUAUUCUGGCCUCGAGAAUGGCUGCCGUACGAAUCGGAGUUGUCGACGGCUCGUAUCAUGACCUUUGGAUAUAACGCGCAUUUCUCAGCCAUCUCACAUGGAGCAGAGAAUAUCCUCAACAUUUCAGAUUUCGCGAAGGACUUGCUGUUCAGCCUGAAGUUUGCUACUGGAGAAGGCCAACGGGCUCUCAAUAUUGGUUCCAUUCCCAUAAUUUUUGUUGCUCAUUCCAUGGGAGGCUUGGUCGUGAAGAAGGCAUUCAUCCUCGGCCAGCAUGAUGAACACUAUCGAGAUCUCAUUCAAGCUAUUUCUGCUCUCGUUUUUCUCUCCACUCCGCACCGCGGAUCGAACCUGGCUGAAGCCCUCAAUAAGAUCCUCUCAGCAUGUAUCUUAACCCUGGCACCCAAGGAGUACGUAUCGGAACUUCGUAUCAAUUCGCCUACUCUCCAGGAGAUAAACGAACAGUUCCGCAAUCUCGCCCCAAAGCUUUCCAUCGUUUCUUUCUUCGAGACUCUCAAGACAAGCAUUGGACUCUCGAGAAUGAUGGUACUGCAGAAAGACUCUUCAAUCCUAGGCUAUCCAGGAGAGAUCUCGAAACCACUGGAUGCUGACCAUCAUGAUGUAUGCAAAUAUACUAGUCAUCAGGAUCCAAACUAUAUUAGCGUCCGCAACGUUUUGAAGUAUCUGGUGGAGAAACACCGUGCCCAGGAUAUGCCACAGGUCGAUUUUAACUCGGUUGACGAGCUUCAUGAGAUUUCGUCCGCUUUUGGACAUCCUGAAGGUCCCGGCGACGAUCUUUCGUUCUUUGCCAACAGGCGCAUGCCGGGCUCCUGCGAAUGGACCCACGAUGACCCAGUGUUCAUAUCCUUCUUGGAAGAUGAAUCCGAUGGACCGCGAUGUUUGUGGUGUACUGGACCCCCAGGAUCUGGCAAAUCUGUUCUUGCUUCAUCGAUCAUUCAAACCGCCGAGGAGGAUGAAGUUGACCAUGUUUACUACUUCUUCCGAUUCGGUGAUGAGGUUAAGAAUAACCUCAAUGUCCUUCUUUUGUCCUUGGCGUAUCAACUGGCAAGUGUUUUGCCUGAAUACCGCAGACGUUUACUGCGACUCUUUGAAGACGGGUUCAACGUACAAAAGUCACUUCCGCGCCUCCUUUGGAAAAAGUUGUUUGCCUCCACUUUCCUCAAACUACACCUAACGCAACCACUUCUUUUGAUCAUUGACGGAUUGGAUGAGUGUGACUCGCACAGCCAUUUCUUGAAGUUCCUGGAAGAUUUUCAAUCUUUCCCUGGCUGUAUGCGUUUUCUUAUCAUCAGUCGGAACACCCAAUCACUGUCCUCAGGGUUCGAAAAGUUGUCCAAAAAGAUCCCAGUCCAGCAGCAUGCGCUUCAGAGCAUGAAAAAUGAUCUUCGUCUCUAUAUUGAGGAGGAGAUGACUUCUAUGCACGGUGAUGAUGAUUUCAAAGAUGCGAUUGCCGCAGAGCUUACUCGUAAGGCCGAUGGUAACUUCUUAUGGGCAAGCCUCGUUCUAGGAGAAGUUCUACAGUGUCACACAGGAGACGCCGUGCUCGAGGCUCUCAACGAGGUUCCUGAAGACCUUGAGCCUCUAUACGAGCGAAUGGACGCAACUCUAGCAAAAAAUUGCCGCCCCUCAGAUCGAGCCAUUGGAAAAACGAUACUAAUGUGGAUUGCUUGUUCAAGGUAUGCAUUGAGUCUGCAAGAUCUGGCUGAGGCUCUUCAACCCGAGUAUUCCAAUCUCCUCGAUCUCAAAUUCACUAUCAGCCGCGUCUGUGGUGAAUUUGUUAUUGUCGACAGCAAAGGAAUUGUCUCGAUGGUCCAUUCCUCCGCCCGUGACUAUUUGUUCCAAAACCAGUAUUUGAAUUAUCACAUCCCAAAAGGGGCUUCACAUCAGCAAAUCUUUAUGAAAUGCACUACCGCACUCAUCAACGCCAAUCCUAAGAUACAGACAGGCCAGAUAAGAUCACAAGCAUUCUUGCUUUAUGCUGCUAGCUCAUGGCCAUUUCAUAUGGAGCAGGGUUCGGACUUCUCGGAUCAACCCUCUCUCCUACAACUCGCGCGGUUUUUCCAAAGUUCAGUGGUCCUUAGUUGGAUAUACCUCCUUGCGGUGGCAGGUCAGCUACGAGUCCUAGUCCAAGCAUCCAAAAAGAUGACGAGCUUUCUCAAGAAGGUGGAUCGAUUAGACGAAACACGCAGUCCUCUGACACAUCGAUUGCGCGAGAAGGAGCUCGUGUCCCUGUGGACCAUAGAUCUGAUCAGACUAGUCGGUAAGUUUUCUGCUCAUCUCAACGAGCAGCCUAAGUUGAUAUUCAAACUUGUGGCUCCGUUUUGUCCUCAAGAUUCGGUCAUCUUUAAACAAUUCGCAGUCCGUUCCGCUGGCCUAGGUAUUAUGGUUUCUGGCCUUUCGAACCCAUCGUGGGAUGAUUGUCUGGCCAAAUUUGCAGUGGAUGAUUCUCUGACUCCUCUUCAAAUAAAAUGCUGGAACAGAUAUUUUGCAAUCUUGGUAUCAGACGGCACCAUUCUGUUGUACCAUGCCAUCACUUACGAAGAAGCCCGACGCUUUCAUCAUGGCGAGCGUGUUUUGACGUGGUGCUUCAAUCAGGAAGGCGAUCAGAUCGUCACAUGCGGACUCAAGAAGACCAUGGUUUGGAACACCGCAACGGGGAAGCAGCUGUAUACUUUCGCAAAUCCUCGACGAUCCAAAGCCAUCACUAUUGCGUUUGCAAAUGCUGAAGAGACUCUCGUGACAUGCUGUGAUGACCGAACCAUCCGGACUCUGUCUCUUACUCAAUUGGAUGGUGAGGGAUGGCAAAUCCUCGACAAUGUGCUGGGCGAAGAUCAUUAUGAUGGAAAGCAGUGUGGAUCGCCAAGGUGUGCGUCCUUCAACCCAGCAGGCUCCCAGAUAGCCAUUAGUUACCGCGGUAUACCGUUGGCCGUGUGGUCAUUGGAAGAUGCACGUCCUUUCUUGGUUGGUAGGUGCCAAAGGAUCCUCGGUGGCCGACAAGUCUUCAGCAGCAGUGCGUCCGAUGUUCAAGCUAUCACCUGGAACCCGAUGACUGGUCAUGUAUUAGGAAUAUACAAUGACGGAUGCGUCUUCAAGUGGCAUCCAUUCGAAGCCGACUAUCAAGAAUCCAACAUUUCAGUCGGCCGCGUCGAGUGCAGUCCGGAUGGGAAGUUUUUUGUGACGAGCAGUAGGGAUGGCACACUGCGAAUCUGGGACUUUUAUCACUUCUCUCCCAUCUAUCAGCUCUCAUACACCGUUCCGGUCACGAGUCUGGCCAUUGACCCCAACGACACCCGCAUCUACGACAUCCGAGAAUCGUUCUGCAGCGUGUGGGAGCCGAACGCUCUCGUGCGUAUGUGGGAGACUGAGGACAAGUCGAGUGAGACGAUGAGUAACCGAGAGAGCACCCAAGUUUCGCACAUAUCCGAAGUAUCUUUCGAGUCGCUGCAGCCUGUCACUACUCUUGCUUUAGAAAGUGGCAGCCUGUCGUACGCUGUCGGGAACGACGAUGGCGUGGUCACACACUUCACCAAGGAUGGAUACCCUGCGGCAGAGGUGGUGAGGACAUUCAUGACGGUAGAACAUCUUUCGUGGAGCGAGGACGGCCGUUGCAUCGCCGCGUCUGGCCUGGGCCGCCGGCUCUUUGUCAAGGAGGUGAAUCAGGGGAAUCCUAAUCAGACGGCAAGGUCCAUUAUGAACGGGAAGGCAGACGACCCGAUCAGGCAGCUCCUCCUGAGUUCAACAGGGAAAUUCCUUCUAGUUGUAAUGGAUCGCUUCCUGAACAUAUGGUCCACGGCGGAUCAAUGCAUCGUGUCCACACGCCCGCAAGUCGCAUUGCACAGAUGGAUCAACUGCCCUUACGACACGAGCAAGGUGAUCGGAUUCAGCUUUGACGAGAUUCAGAUCAUUGAUUGGCAAGACCCGGAACUUACCAAACACCUACUGCAGGAUCGGUCGGUCGUCGACGAUGCUGCAGAGCAGCACUCUCGGGUGUUGUUGUUCCGACGGCCGUCGGCGCAGUACCCCAUGAGCCCGGGUGAGAGCAACAAGAUUGUCGACAAGGUCCUCCUCACCGUCAAUCGAACAAGCGCCCUCGUUGUGACGUCGCAGAGCACCGCCCAAGGCCGAUGUGAGAGGCAAUUCAUGUUUGUCGGUCUUGGUGACGUGACGAAUCCCUUCACCGAAGCCAAAGUUCCGGCCACGGCGCUUCCUCCUGAACUCCAGGCGACCAUGGUGAUCCCUUUGGGUUUUGUCGCGGUGGAGUCUUCCUUGGUGGCACCCAGGGCGGCGACUUCAAGCGUACAGCAGCGAACCUUUGCAUCGUCUGAGCGGCCCGCGGUAGGUGGAGGUACCGAAAUGUCCCGAGCCGCCGACCACGUCCUGGCGUUCUUGGACCACAAGUACUGGGUUUGCACGUACACCUUGAGUCAGACCAGGGCGGGACGGGUCAAGCGGCAUUUCUUCCUCCCCCGUGACUGGCUGAACAUGGACUGGCUUGAACUGGCCGUGAUGCGGCCGGACGGUGCGUUGCUGUGCCCUCGAAACGGCGAGGUUGCGUUGGUGGAGAAUGGGUUGCGAGAAGAAUGGAUAGACUGA